Thermothielavioides terrestris NRRL 8126 is the source of this 441-nucleotide messenger RNA. RefSeq lists its product as uncharacterized. Lineage: Eukaryota; Fungi; Ascomycota; Sordariomycetes; Sordariales; Chaetomiaceae. The annotation marks the transcript as partial. The transcript has 2 exons. The record is from RefSeq and is a predicted model, not a curated record.
CGCCGCAGCCUGGAGAUGGCCUAUUUGCUGGGCUUCUCCAGCGUCGAAAAGUUUGAGAUCUGGGAACGCUCCCUCUCCCGCGACCACUUCGCCAUUUUCGUCCGGGACUGCCGCCCUCGCUACCCCGCCUUCGCCGUCGACAUCCGCCGAUUCGAGGAUUUCGUCGACCUUCGCCGAUCGGUCGAGGAGAGGGUCAAGAUCAUGUGGGAGCACAGCUCCAGGUUCGCCAUGCCUCCGGACAAGAGCAAGUGGCGAACCAUCGACCACUACAAGGAGUUCGUCGUCCGGGUGAUGGCGGACGACACGUACCUCCUGCGCGAAGCGAUCCGCAGGGAAAUGACCUGCGACCUGCUGUCGACGCGCCCGUGGACGACCCGCGAGACCAUCAUCGUCUUGCUGGAAUAUCUGUCCCGGCUGAUCCAGAGCUGGUUCGUCAAUCCC